This is a messenger RNA of Epinephelus lanceolatus (giant grouper), 671 nucleotides long. RefSeq lists its product as uncharacterized. Gene Ontology annotation, molecular function: chemokine activity. The record is from RefSeq and is a predicted model, not a curated record. Gene Ontology annotation, cellular component: extracellular region. Gene Ontology annotation, biological process: immune response. NCBI's taxonomy places the organism in Eukaryota, Metazoa, Chordata, Actinopteri, Perciformes, Serranidae.
UUAAAGGCCUCAGAUAAACAGAAGCUCCUCUGUCUCUGAACCAUGAAGACUCUGGUGACUCUUGCACUUCUGACUCUGAUCUGCUUCCUGCAUCACAGCUCUGGAACAGUCGCAGUCAACGCUGUGACGAAAGAUGGAUGCUGUCCAGGCUCCAAUCGAACACAUAUUCCUAAGGGAUUUGUGAAAGACAUGGUGAGGACCCCAAACGACUGCAAUCCCAAGGCAAUCGUGAUCACGACUGUGUGUGAAGAGAAGUACUGCAUCGAUGCCAAGUGGACCUGGGUGAAGAAACGCCUGGAAGAAUUUGAGACGUCCCAAUCUGCCUUUAAUAUCCAUAAGUGUGACAAGAAGGACCGAAACGUCUGAUCUGAUCAUCAUGUUUACAUCCAGACUCUGUUCUGUAUGAACCUCAGCUGAUAAUUAAUGAUCAUUAAUGAUAACAGAUGAUGACUGAUGAUUUUACAGAGGAGUACAACUGACACUGUGACGCUGGAAAGUUUGAUGUUAAAUUCAGUUUAAAACAUCUUAAAAAUGUCUGAGCCUGAGUGGCGAGUGUCACAUGACUGAACCAAACAUAAGUGCAUGUCUGACAGCUGUGUCCUAAUUUUAUAUCAUCGGUAGUUAUUGGAGAAUAUGUGAAAUUUAUUAUUUUAUUUUGCUAUAAAAAAGGU